Molecule: messenger RNA, 327 nt
Organism: Staurois parvus
Lineage: Eukaryota; Metazoa; Chordata; Amphibia; Anura; Ranidae
Source: the annotation of a GenBank genome assembly
GUAAAAUGUGAACGUUACUGGCCACUGGAUUACACACCCUGCACUUACGGUGAUAUUACAGUUACUGUUACAUCAGAAACUAUCUUGCCUGAGUGGACAACUAGAGAUUUCUCAAUUAGACAUAAACCGGAAUUCAAAACUGUUCGUCAUUUUCAUUUCACGGCUUGGCCUGAUCAUGGGGUUCCAGAUUCCACUUCAUCUAUCAUCCAGUUUCGUAAUCUUGUUAGAGAAUAUAUGGACCAACGAAGGAGCAAUGGACCCACUGUUGUGCACUGCAGGUAUAAAUUGGUUAAACUGGUAGAAUACAAUCUACCAGUUUGUGAGUGA